This is a messenger RNA of Anguilla rostrata (American eel), 7564 nucleotides long. It is a transcript of the gene atxn7l1, whose product is annotated as ataxin 7-like 1. Lineage: Eukaryota; Metazoa; Chordata; Actinopteri; Anguilliformes; Anguillidae. The record is from RefSeq and is a predicted model, not a curated record. The transcript is spliced from 10 exons. The coding region runs from base 333 to 2315 and encodes 660 amino acids.
GGCGGGCACGUGCCCGUGCGCGUGAGGGACCGAGGUGUCCGCGCAGCCCCGAGACCUGGCAGCCUCCGCCGUGCCGCUCCUGGCCGCGGGCCAGCGCCCCAGCAGGAAAGACCCGCCCCGCUGCGAAGGCGUCCGUUAGCGCCGAGCCCCUUUCUGCGCGGCUGAGCUGUCCCGCGCCGCGCAGGAGCUGACGGGAGCACGACGCUCGAGGCCCAGGCUGAUUAGUCGGAAGCCCGCAUUACCAAGGGUUCCGGUUUGGAUCUGCUGUUCAAAGGCUGGGGAGUACUUGCGCACUGAGUAGAGAGGACAGCUCCAUCUCUGCCCCCAGAGCCAUGCACAGCAAGAACCAGAGGAGGCAUGGGUCCCCCGUGGUCCCGAUGAGGGACAGAGCCCCGCUGGCUCACGGGUCCGGCAGCCCGUCCCAGCCGAAGCCCUUCAGAGCGCCCAGAGACGGCGCCCACAGCCCCUUCGGCAGGGCGCCGCACGCGGUCUACCCACCGAAAGGGGCCCGAGGCCGGCCGUGUGUGUCUGUUCCUGUGGUCAGUCUGGAGAAGAUGCCCUGUCUGGGGAGGAACGACGGGGCCCACGUCCGACUCAACUGCACGUCCACCACGUCAUCUUCCUCAUCCUCGUCCUCAUCCUCUUCUGCCGCCGUGCUCAAGCCCUCCCGCAAGCCCCCGGACCGGGUUCCUAACGGCAGAAUACCCAGCGGGCCCCCCUCCGCCCCCGACAGACGACCCAGCGCCUCUCCUUCCGCGCUGGACCGGCGGCCGGCCUCCUCCCCUGGCCCCUCCCCCUCCUCUCUAGACAGACGGCCCAGUGCCCCGCCCACUCCACUGGACAAGAAGCACCAAAAUGGCACCAAGGGCAGCAAGCCGUGUAAGAGGACGUCAGCCAGGGUAUUCGAUCCCAACAAGCACUGCGGAGUCCUGGACCCUGAGAGCAAGAGGCCCUGCACGCGCUCUCUGACCUGCAAGACUCACUCUCUCACCCAUCGGCGGGCGGUGCCAGGGCGGAAGAAGCUGUUUGAUUCGCUGCUGGCGGAGCACAAGGGGCGAGUAAAGGAGAAGGAGAAGGAGAAGGAGGCGCAGUCCGCCCGCGAGCAGCAGCGGGGCCGAGAUCCCGGUCACGGCCUCCCUGCCCAGUCACAUGACCCCCCGAGCGGCCCACCCACAAACGGCAAGACUCCGUCUCCAUCGAAGGCCAGGCCUGUCUGCGCAUACGUGCCCAGGACUCCUGGCAGCAGGGGCGGGGUCAGUCAGAACUGCUGCCCCGGCCCGGCCCCCGACGCGGGGCCCCUCUGCCUCGGAGCGGAGGGGGGCGGCCGGCCGUCCAGCGAGGAGGACGAGGGCGCGGUCCCGGACGAAUCGGAGAGGCCGGACUGCCACUGCUCGCCGCGCCACCCUCGGCCCGUGGGGUGCUGCUCUUUUGGCAGUCGGCUGAUGGGGCGGGGCCACUACGUCUUCGACAGGCGGUGGGACCGAACGCGUCUAGCGCUGCACCGCAUGGUGGAGAGGCACGUCAACUCUCUGAUGUGGCGGAAGAUCCCGCAGGCCAAUGAAAGCCCCACCCCCUCUCCGGGGGCGAUUCCAGCUGCGCAGGCCUUCCUGAGCCCCUCCUCCAGCGGCCCCUACGGCAUUGGCCUGCCCCUGCUGUCCCCGCCUGCGGCCUUCGUCAACCAAUCAGAGGGCGUCUCCAUGGUGUCCUACUCUGCCACGUUCCCCCCCGGUGGCGGGGGUGUGUUCAGCAUCGUGGACUCCUCCUCCAUCGUGGCUCCGUUCCCCGCCCUCUCUGCCAUGUCGUCCCGGGGCGCCAGGCCCCGUGCCAAACCCAGCAGGCCCCCGAAGGCGCCCCCGCCCACCUCCGGGGCGCUGGGCGUGGCGGGAGGCGGGGCAGCGGGCGGGGCAGAAGGCGGAGCUGUCGGGGGGAAGAAGAAGAAGCCCCCGCUCUCCUACGUGGCCCCCCACAGGAGGAACAGUGUGGGCGCCGUGCCCCCCCUCAGCCCCCACCCCGCCCGCCCCGCCUUCUGCAGCAACGGGGUGCCCCCCCUCAGUGCCAAAACCGAGCCUUCCCCGCACGACACAGACUUCACCGUGCCACGCCCCCUCUCCGGGGACCACGCCCUGUCGGUCCACAGCCCCCUCCCCUUCUCCGCGGCCUACGGGAGGAAGCGGAAGAGCUGCGGUCCCGGCGCCAGCAUCGGCAAGACCGCCAAAACAUCAGGGCUGAGCAGCAUCUUCAGGAAGGGCUUGUUGGAGCCCCCCCACGCCUCCCUCCCCCGGCAGGUAAACCCUAAUCUCGCCUGGAGCUCCUGAGUCCCGGGGUCCCGUACUAGUCACCUUAUCAGUACCCAGCGAUCGCAGCACGGCCUGGCUCAGGGCUACGGCAGCGCUAGUGGAUUUGCGCGGAGAGGGCGGCAUAAUAAACGCACACAUUCGCCCACCAAGUAUUUGCGCUUGCAUCGGCAUCUGGAUGAAUCUCCUUGGUAGCCCGUUGUAGUGAAUCCGAACGUUCAUCAGCUGUCAUAUUUCUCUCCGCGUAGUUGUAGUAGCUGAUCUUUCCCCUGCUGGUCUCAGUUUGAAGUGGCUCGGCGAGUGCGAGCUGCAGCUUUUUGUGUUGUUUCGCUACACAUGUUUUGGAGGAGGAAAAAAGGGAUUCAGUUUGAUCCAGCAUUGUCUCUGGAGUUCAAAGCUGAUUUGUUCCGGCGGGACAUGAAAGGGGCUCAUUGUUUCGGGGCCCCUGCAUGUUUCUCUGGGUGGGCGGCGGCCCGCAUCCACGGCUCUUUGUUGUUCCAGCCCGCGGUCCAUCGCUGACGGCGCCUCGCGAGAGACGCGGAAUGCCUGAGCGGCGCGGCGAGGGCGGGCCACGGGGCGUCACCGCGGCGACCGACGUCCCCGCCGCUUGCGGUGGGAUCCAGCGCAGCCCAGCAAUGACGUCGCUUCCGGGGGGCGGGCGGGGGGGGGGUCAUCGCACUGUACUUAUCCCGAGGCCUGGGUCUUUCGGCUGGGGCGGGCUGAAUGCUCCUUUGGGGAGGUGGUCAGUGUCGCUCAUUGGAUCAAACCGCACCGGCCGCGCUCACAGCACCACUACUCACUCUGCUCCACUUCCCCUCCAGCUCACCGGUAUAAUCCAGCAGGGCGGAGCUGUCAUGGGAACCGGCUCCCUCCGGAACGACACUAACAUCCGCCCCCAGCCGAGCAGCUAUACACAACUACAGCAAGCACUUAGCGUUAUGCAAAAAAAACCCUGUGCUGAAGGGGAAAGAGUCCGCCGAUCUUUAACUUCUACAGUGCAAAGUGCAUUUCAUUCACACUUGAGAUGUAACCGGAUUCCCUUGUGAAAAUGAGUACUGGACUUAUAUGGAAGCUUGUUAAGCAGAGGGACGUGGCGGGUGUUUCUGUGGGGGGGGUUUGAACAUGGGCCACCUGUGCACCCUCUGCUUCAGGCUUACGGAUCAGACACGGCGAGGCUCCUGUAGGAGAGAGCGGCUCCUGCUGGUCAGUGUUAAAAGUGCACUUACUUCCAGGUCUCUUCACACCUGGACUGCAACUGGUUGCAGAACGCAACCGGGAAAUUUGAAAUUUGUACCAAGGGAAUUUGUACUACUUGUCCUGUUCUGCAAGUAAUGUCAGGUAUUCAAGGAGACUUGGUUUUUACAUUUCGCACAGCAUGGAGUCAAGACCUGGCACCCCAAAUUGUAAUAUUUUAUAGCAUUGGUUUUGUAUAAUAUUUAUGGUUCCUUUCGAUACCUUUCUAACUGACCAGAAUAGCGCUACAGAUGUUGAGCAGAAUUAUAUUUGUAUUUUCUUUUUAAAUAUGAAAGUAUUAUAAGCGUUCCUAUCAUUGGAAAGAAAUGUGUACAUAUCAUUAGUAUUUUUGUAUUUAUUAUUUUCUCAGCGCUAAAGAGCAUUUAGGAAUUUUGUCCUGUUUGCCCCCCCCCCCCCCCCCCCCCCGCCACAGUCGCAUGAAAUGUGGGUUAGUGAGGGGCGUGGCAUCACCUCGCUUGUGCUUUUCCUGCUUUUAUCUCGCUCUUCCCAGAACGGCCUGGUGUUGGAAGGGCGUUUGCCUUGGCAGGGGGUCCGACCGGCUGAGCCUUUUUGUUUUUCUUGAGCUCUUUGCCGCGAUGCUAAACCGUGAGCCCCACGCCCCGUUCUGAGGCACUUCCCCUUGCCCCAACGGGUCCGUGCCGACACCCGGCCCGGAGGUCCUCUUCUAGGCCCAAAAUUAACAUCUGCGUUUUCCGGCGUGCCUUGACUGAAGGAAAGUGACACCACAGCAGUAGUGUGGUGAGGUUGACCGCCUGUGUCCCUCAGGCCUGUUGCUCAGGAGCUGGUCUGAGCUAAUUUAAGAUAUUGAAGUAAAUGGGAAACAGAGCACUCAAUUUGGGGACCGUCUUUAAUUUACAUGGCUCGGCACGCUCGGGCCUUGUCUUCCCUGUGCAAAUGCAAUACCCGAGUAUUCGCCAGAUUUCCAAGAAGGCUUCAGCAAAGCGGCUCCCCCGCCGCCUAAUGAGACCUUGACAGAUGCACUGGAUGUCCGUGCAGUGAUAGAUGAUGUCAUUAAUAUCCACUUUCAAGAAAAAAAAAAAAAACAGAGGCUGCAGUGCGACACUGUCGGAGCCGUGAACAGUGGUCUUCAUUAUUGCCCCGAUGCCAAGCGGCGAGCGCAAACCCGAGUUUUAGCGGCGGGCGCCGUCGCGCUGAACGACCCAGUCAGAUUACUCGCUCGUAUGCACUUUCUCCAACAUCAGGAACUUUGUCUGCACUUAAUUAUGUAUAUUAGCUUUAAAAUAUGUAGGCCAUUAAAAAAAGAUUGCCUGCUGAUGGUAAUACCAGCUUUUCCCCCAUAAAUCUUGGAGCUGCACUUAUGUUUCAGUGGCUGGGGAUACGCAGUAGCACUCGCCCACAUUGUUGCUACAGUGUGUCUUGCUGGUGACCAUUUAUUUUUGUUUGAUUCCUUCCUUUACCAUCAUUGCUUCCUGCCCCUGUACUGGACACAGUUCUUCCUCAGUUCUUAUCCCACCCACCCCCACCCCCACCCACCCCUCAGCAUUGUGGAGCUCAGGUCAUUGGGGAUGUGUUCAGAGGGGUGUGGAUUGCUGUUGUCUGGAGAGCUGAGCACUUCCACAUCCUCUGUAAUCCAAGCAGAGGUUGAUUCAGGGUUUUUUCAUAUGGACUGCCUGGGAGGGUUCAGCUGUAGCCAUGGAAGAGUAAAGCUUCAUGAGCCCAUUAUGUGUAAAUCGCUUGUCUGUACUCCGCAGAGUAAUCCCAUAGGAGCUGGCGGGAGACUUGUAGAAAGCCUUUUGAUUGGUUCUUACUACAAAACCCUGUAAUUGGUUCAAAUCAGUGAGUCACCGAGAGCACAUUGCAGCACUGGAAUAAUGUAUCAUUGAUAUCAGAGUCACUACAUGUUGCCUUAGGGUGAGGAUUCUGUCUGCAGUGCUCUUAAGGUGACGUCUGCCUUUUUACACUGUCGUGGAAGAGUCUUCAUGACUCCUCAAAAUGGAUUACGGUUUCCACGUGCCGUCACUUGCUGAAAUUAAUUUGUUAAUAAAGAGGGAAAUUUGUCUUGCUGCCCCUCACAAUCCAAAUUGUUGGUUAACAAAAUAUGACAAUAAAUGCAUGUAUGAGCACACUGGUGAUUAAGAGGUAUUUGCAAAUGGCUAUCCCACUGGAAUCAAUUGUUCAAAUUGGCUAAAUGAUGACUGCAAGGUUAAACAUUAUUAGAAUGAAUUAUACUAUUUACUUGUAUUAUUAGUUAUUGAUGAUAGUUUCUGCAGUUGAGCAACAGACCUUUUUUUAAAACUGUGUCUCCUACUCUUGAGUAAUGCGAACAUCAUCCUGGAGGAAGUUUAACAUAUCCUCUGCUGUGUGGCUUUCAUCUAGCAGAGCGGUGUAAGGGCACCUAGUCUUGGAGGGCUUGCUUGCUUUGCAAGUUUCAGCGGCAGAAGUGAUUCAUUUCAGUCACUGGCUGAUUGGCUAGAGUCUACACACCUUGUUUCCACAGUCUAAAUUGGCUGCUGAUUGAAAGGAAACUGAGGAAACCUGCAGAGACUGCAGACCUCCUGGACGUGAGUUUGACGCCCCUGAUCAAGUUGUCUGCUUUGGGUUUUCUGAAGGCCAUCUGUUUCUGUAGAUCUGUCAAACGUCUGAGUGUCUGAGAAUCUUUCUACCUGGCAUUUGCAGUUUUACUAAGGUUUUUUGUAUUUGCCUCAAAUGUCCAAACUAGCAAAUAAUUCUAACCGUUGUAUAUGCUCUUCUAAAAAUGUUUUAGUUUAAAUGUUUCAACAUUUAAUUUUUAUUGGUUUCCUUCACAAAUGAGGAACACGCUGCCUUUUCCUAUAGGAUAUUUCAGAGUUUUUUUCUGAGCAAACCUUGCUGUCCAUAACUGCACCCCAGUGUUUGACCUGCUGCACAGAAGCUAAUUUGUAUUCAUUGACAUACUUUACUCUUCAGUAAUAUGAGUUGGACAGAUCUCCAAGUUACUGCCCAAGUACAGUAUCUCCAUGCAGUUUGAGUUUUGUGAAGCAUCACAAGUCUUCAUUCUCCCAUCUCUGGUUUUAGGAGAUAAGCAUUUCUGAUUUGACCAUGGGAUGGCUUCUUAUUUCCUGAUUCAGUUGAUUUGGAAUAAAUGUGUAAAGUUAUUGCCGAACUGCUUGCAAUAACCGCUGAUGUCCUUGGAAACGGAUGUCUGUGUGACUGCGAUUUUGGGAUUCCCAUGCCAGAUACCUGUGAUAUAGUGCCUCUGUCUCCCAAAUUUCCCAUAUUGGUGAACCCUGAACUGUGGUUUUAGCCCCUGUGUUCGGCUCCAUUGCUCUGCCUUGCUUCUCCACUUUUCUUUAGGAUGGAGUGGAGGCAGCAUUCAGACUUGGUUCCACCUGCACACUGAAAAUGUAGCAGGUGAAAUGCAUUAUUUUUGUAUCUAAAGUCCCAGACUGAAAUUGGAGCACGUCAGGUGUGGCAAGGAAAAAGUUCUACAUUUCUGUUCUAAAGAAUUCUGCAUUACGAAAAAAUGAUACUUAUUAAAAUUAUUGGUACUAAUGUAAAAUUAGUUUUUUCAAGUUUUUGAAAGGUUUUUUUAAACCACAAAGCUGUUACUCUGCUUUAUUUUUUAUUUUAUUUUAUUUUUUACUUGCAACUCUUUGACAUGCCAUUUUCUGCUUGGAGAUAUUGCCUCGUUGCAGUAAUCUUUGCUUAAAAUAAGGUUGUGUGUAGGAAUACCAGAGGAAAAGCUGUCUCUCCCAUGUACAUUGACUUGUAGUCUACCAACCCACCCCCUUCACCUUGGAAGAUGGUUAAAGGACCAUUGGCUGGGGAGGAGGUUGUUCUGUAAGCUGUGAGGAGUCAAUAAUUUGGGGGGGGGGGGGGGCGUUGAGAAAACAAGGGAGGUAAGGAAGCGGGUAAUGGAUGGAUAUGCUAUCACUUACCACCUACUCAAAUGUCCCUGUGUUCUGAAUGCAUUUUAUUGUUGACCUUUUUGUUGGGGGGGGGGGGGGUAUUUUUGUAGUUGUUUGUUUUGUAUCUGGCUUUGUAAAUAAAAAUUAAUUUAUAUGUUUGUAAGAAAA